This is a messenger RNA of Arabidopsis lyrata subsp. lyrata, 843 nucleotides long. Its product is annotated as 40S ribosomal protein S10-2. The transcript has 5 exons. Gene Ontology annotation, molecular function: RNA binding; structural constituent of ribosome. Bases 114 to 665 code for a protein of 183 amino acids. Gene Ontology annotation, cellular component: cytosolic small ribosomal subunit. The record is from RefSeq and is a predicted model, not a curated record. NCBI's taxonomy places the organism in Eukaryota, Viridiplantae, Streptophyta, Magnoliopsida, Brassicales, Brassicaceae.
GUGGCGGCUUUAGUCGAAAUUAGGGUUUCGCGUUAAGGAGAAGAAGAGAAAGCUAUACACAUACAAACGCAGUCACCUCCUCUGUCGCCUCCUUCUUCAAUCUCAUCGCAAUCAUGAUCAUAUCAGAGAAGAAUCGCCGUGAGAUCUCCAAGUACCUCUUCAAAGAGGGUGUUUUGUUUGCUAAAAAGGAUUUCAAUUUACCACAACAUCCUUUGAUUGAGAGUGUUCCAAAUCUGCAAGUUAUCAAGUUGAUGCAGAGUUUCAAAUCUAAGGAAUAUGUGAGAGAGACUUUUGCUUGGAUGCAUUACUACUGGUUCCUCACAAAUGAAGGCAUUGACUUUCUCAGGACUUACCUUAAUCUCCCUUCUGAGAUUGUUCCUGCUACUUUGAAGAAGCAACAGAAGCCUCUUGGUCGACCUUUCGGAGGUGGUGACCGUCCCCGUGGUCCACCUCGUGGUGAUGGAGAGAGGAAGUUUGGUGACAGAGAUGCAUACCGUGGAGGUCCGAGAUCAGGUGGAGAGUUUGGUGACAAGAGUGGAGCUCCUGCUGAUUACAACCCUGCCUUCAACAGGGGAGGAGCUGGUGGAGCUAGGCAAGGGUUUGGUCGUGGAGCCGGUGGUUUUGGUGGUGGUGCUGGUCCAGCUGCUGGAUCCGAUCUUCCUUGAAAGGGACUUUCUUGUUUCUUUUUGGUCUUAUUUAAGGUUACAUAGUACCUUUGAUUUGAGAACGAAUGUGUCUUUUGGAACUUUGUUUCUUUCUCUAAACCAUUUCACAAUAUGAUUGUUUUUUACGGUAGAAUUUUAUGAAGAAAUGUUGGAUCGUUACAUGAAUCUUUUUACACUC